AUGGGAGGCCUUGGCGUGGGUAACAUAUUGCAUAAAAACCUCAUCCUCUUGUUCAAAUGGUGGUGGCGUUUCUCUGAGUCUGACAAUACACUGUGGAAAAGAAUCAUCAAAUCUGUUCAUGAUAUUAAGGGGGACAAGGCCUCCAUGGAUACUUUCAGGAAUAUCAAGACAGGCACAUGGUCUUCCUUGACAUGCAAUGAACCAGACAUUGUCAAAGUGAGAUCGAUUCUUGAAGAUGGGAUGGUAUUAAGGGUAGGAGAUUGUAGCUCAAUUCAAUUCUGGCAUGACAGAUGGUGUGAAGCAGGGGUCCUCAAAAGUAUCUUCCCAAGAUUGUUUGCAAUAUCGCUUCAAAAGAACUCUGAAAUAAGUCAUAUGGGAGAAUGGGCUGGAAGCACUUGGUGUUGGAAAUUAGAUUGGCGACGCCCGUUGUAUGAUUGGGAAUCGGAAGAGGUGCGUGUGCUGCAUCAAAUCAUUGCACAAAAUGGGCCGAAGCGCUACAGGGAAGACGGGUUACUGUGGAAAAACGCAGAAGUGGCAGCAUACCCUACGAAAUACAUCAAGGACAAAUUCAAUGAAUCUCUUGGUUCAUCUCUACCGAAAAACAUCCUAUCCAUAGUUUGGCAAAAAUUUAUACCUCCACGAGCAAAACUAACACUGUGGCUGGCAAAUAAGGAGAAGCUGAAAACAGCAGACUACCUUGUGGAAAAAGGAAUCAUUGCCCCGCAGAACGCAUGGUGUCCAUUUUGUAGAUCUGAAUUAGAAUCAAAUUCUCACAUUCUUUUUACUUGCAGAUUUGCCUGGAGAUCGUGGAUGGAAAUUCUUAAAUGGUGGGGACUCUCUGCUUCUCUCCAUUCAAAGUUUCCCGAUUUCAGCACCCAGUGGCUAGGUUUGGUGAAUGUACGGGAACAUAAAGACAUCUGGGCUCUCACUCUAGGAUGUGUCAUCUGGUCGUUAUGGUAUGAAAGGAACAAGAUAAAGUUCGAAAGUAAAACCCCCAAUCUUCAAAAUUUUGUAACGUCGCUGAAAAUCAGAAUUGGAAUUUGGGCGAAGGAAAUUAUGGGCUCAUCUACCUAUACACCAAAUGUGAUAUAUAAUGCAGACACUUUCAUCUUGCAGACAUAA
Amaranthus tricolor (Joseph's coat) is the source of this 1122-nucleotide messenger RNA. RefSeq lists its product as uncharacterized. Lineage: Eukaryota; Viridiplantae; Streptophyta; Magnoliopsida; Caryophyllales; Amaranthaceae. Bases 1 to 1122 code for a protein of 373 amino acids. The transcript has a single exon. The record is from RefSeq and is a predicted model, not a curated record.